AUGAGCGGUCCGACACUUGAUGCUCUCAUUCGAGUUGAAAGCAUCCUGCGUUGGAGAAAGGAAGAAUGCCAUAACUUCACUGUUUCAAGUGAAAUUAUGUUGAAGUUCAACAUGGCCACCAUAUAUCUGAUAAAGAAGGAAGACGAUUUUCUGCCAGACAAUGCAGGUAUGGAAUCUGAUGAUGAACAAACAUUUUGCCUUAUUUAAGAUGUAAGUUACAACACAGUUAAUAGAAGGGGGAUUGGUUAGGCUAGCCGGCAAACUUCAAAGACCUCAGAAAUUUAUGUCGAGAACUAAUUUUUAUUUUUGUCAUGUGAUCAAUAAGCGGUAUGCCAUGAGUGAAAACAAUAUAGCGAUAUAGUGAAAUUUGCUACAAUCCAACUUGCUGUUUGAAAAUAUGUAUCAUUUCAUGCAGUGAAGGCAAGAAAAACAAAGGCUAUGGUGGGGAUCAAUCAAGAAACUGACAUUGGCGACAUUCAGGACUUUCCCGAGGAUAUCACCGAAGAAGAUUUAGAAAAUAUAGGUGAGGAGUCAAACAAGGAUUUCAAUCGAAAUGUAUUGCUUGUGAUCUUAGACACAGAAACGGACGAACUCGACGAUGAGUUUCGCAAAGCUGUAACAGAAAUUGAAGGCAAGAAGUCAUUUCCUUGCUCAUAUUGCACUAAA
This is a messenger RNA of Paramuricea clavata, 666 nucleotides long. The record is from the annotation of a GenBank genome assembly. Lineage: Eukaryota; Metazoa; Cnidaria; Anthozoa; Malacalcyonacea; Plexauridae.